UCUGGUCGAGAAAACGCCCCCUUCGUGAUUCUUACGUUAGGCCCCUUUUGUCGGAUCCGAGCAUCGACGAGUUUCUUCGAGUCGUUUAGCUCGCACCCAAUCGAAUUCCUGAUAGAUCCGCUCCAGAGAGUGUGUCCAUUGCCAACACGGCGGUUCUUAAGGGUGGGUUUGAAUGGCAUUGAAUCUCAAUCAGAUCGAAUUUCAAUCAAAUCGACAGAUUCAAACCGGCACGGCAGUAUGUCAGAUGAGGAUUCUGCUUGUUCCUGUUGGGUUGACACUGAUUCCUUGGUGGAGGGACGGUGCGUGCCUUGGCUUUUCCUACCUCCACUGGUUAGCCCGUACGUAGUAGUUUUCGCGACUUUUUUUUCUUCUUUGGAAGUACCCGACCGUCCGGAAAGCUGCCAGUCAGAAGAAUCCACCCACUCACUCCAUUCUUUAUACUUCAUACUUCCUAGCCUACGUGCCCCAGUGCCCACCCCAGAGAAAAAGAACCCACAUACUACUGACUACGGGUUAGAUUCCGCCCAGCAAUGUAUCUCAAACACGAGAACAGGUGUGCACAUUGCAUCGUCGAUCGAGUCGGUAUGUGGGUUACUCAAGAGGAGGGAAAUAGCAUCUGCAGAAGACACGAGUUCGUACGGACCAGCUGGCUGCUCUUCGAGAUGGAUUCCAUUUUGUCUUACCGUGCACAACUCGGGAAGGGAUACAUACCUAAAACAAAUGAGUUGUGCUCUGGUAGAGUGUAGAUAGGUGUGUUCUGGCUAUGCGACCUGAAUAAUCCGGGGAGAUGCGGUGUGUAUACACGG
Aspergillus uvarum CBS 121591 is the source of this 806-nucleotide messenger RNA. RefSeq lists its product as uncharacterized. The record is from RefSeq and is a predicted model, not a curated record. The transcript has a single exon. Bases 238 to 750 code for a protein of 170 amino acids. NCBI's taxonomy places the organism in Eukaryota, Fungi, Ascomycota, Eurotiomycetes, Eurotiales, Aspergillaceae.